ACCUGAAACAUACGCCAGACGCUGGUCUCUGCUCUCUGGUCUCUGCUGGUGCCUGUAGGCUACCUGAAAACAAUAGCCUGACUCUGGCCUCUGGUCUCGGUUGGUGCCUGUAGGCUACCUGAGAGGAGGAGACACACUGAGGCUGCUUCACGGACACAGCGACGCCUGCCUCACCCUGCCCUCCAGAGAGUAUGGAGAGGAGCUGCAAAGAACAAUCCAUUAUGGGAUUGGCUCAGUGUCCAGCCAGGCCUGCUCCCUCUGGAGACUGGAGAUUCUGCGUGUCAUGUGGAGCGGGAGCCACGCCCGCUGGGGCCAGCCCUUCCGCCUGCGCCACCUGACCACCGGGAGAUACCUGGGGCUGACGGAGGAAGGCGGCCUUCAUCUGCUGGAGCGCAACAGUGCUGACGUCGGCACCUCCUCUUUCUGCUUCCAGCCCUCGAAGGAAAAGGCUCAACCAUGCUCUAAAAAGGAUGUUGAGGGCAUGGGCACGGCAGAGAUCAAGUAUGGAGACUCAAGCUGCUACAUCCAGCAUGUAACCUCCGGCCUGUGGCUCACCUACCAGGCGGUGGACGGGAAGUGUGCACGCAUGGGGUCCAUUCAGCGCAAGGCCAUUCUGCACAGCGAGGGUCACGUGGACGACGGGCUGACGCUGUCCCGCUCCCAGAGAGAGGAGUCGGGCAUCGCCAGGCUCAUCCGCACGGCGGUUCACCUCUUCACUGCAUUCGUCAGGAAACUGGACGGUCUGGAUCAACAAGAAAACGUCUCCUCGGUAAACCUCCAACUAGAGACAAUACAACUCUGUCUGGGGGAUCUGAUUCAUUUCUUCAAGCCCCCAGAGGAGGGACUGGGGCAUGAGACCUACCAGAACGGCCUGAAGACCUUGAAGAAGAGACAAAGCCUGUUUCAAGAGGAGGGCGUGGUGAACCUGGUGGUGGACUGCCUUGAUCGUCUCCAUCUGUACACCAGCACCGCUAACUUUGCUGAAUCUGUUGGGGGGAGCGGAGAGGGAGAAGGCUGGGAAAGCCUCCUCAAUGUUUUCUAUCAACUACUGGCGUCUCUGAUCAGGGGGAACCGCAGAAGCUGUGCCCGGUUCUCCUCCUCACUGGACUGGCUGGUGGAGAUGCUGGAGCGAACGGAGGCCUCCACAGGUGUCUUGGAGGUUCUGCACUGCAUGGUGCUGGAGAGCCCAGAGGCCCUCAAUGUCAUUAAAGGGGGACACAUCCAAUCCAUAAUUUCCCUCCUGGAUAAACAUGGACGAAAUCACAAGGUGCUGGAGGUGCUGUCGUCCCUGUCUCUGUGUCACGGCAUGGCCGUGCGCUCCAACCAGAACCUCAUCUGUCAUGGCCUGCUCCCCGACCGAGACCUGCUGCUGCAGAGCCGGCUGGUCAACCAGGUCACAAGCAUGAGGCCCAACGUAUUCCUGGCCCUUGGGGAUGGGUCGGCCCAGCAUCGCAGGUGGUACUACGAGCUGGCAGUGGACCGUGUUGAGCCCUUCCUCACGGCCGAGCCCACCCACCUGCGCGUGGGCUGGGCCUGCACCGAGGGCUACAACCCCUGGCCCACCGCCGGCGAGGGCUUCGGGGGCGACGGGGUGGGAGAUGACCUCUACUCCUAUGGCUUCGACGGGCUCCGUCUCUGGUCAGGUUGUGUCAGUCGCCGGGUGAGUUCUCCCUUCCCUCACCUGCUGAGAGACGAGGACGUGGUCAGUUGCUGCCUGGACCUGGUGGCGCCCUCCAUCUCCUUCCGGGUCAACGGGCUGCCUGUGCAGGGCAUGCUGGAGAACUUCAACAGCGACGGCCUGAUGCACCCUGUGGUCAGCUUCUCCGCUGGAAUCAAGGUGCACUUCCUGUUCGGAGGACGGCACGGAGAGUUCCGCUUCCUGCCCCCGCCGGGUUUCGCCCCGUGCUCCGAGGCCCUGCUGCCCGGGGGGGCCAAGCUGAAGGUGGAGCCCUGCCAGCGCUACAGCCUGGACCCCGAGGACGGGGGGCGGGAGCUCCUGGGCCCCUCCAUGGCCCUGCUACCGCCCACCUUCACCCCCACACCCGUGGACAUCAGCAAGGUGGAAUUACCUGCGCAACUGGAACACAUCCGGGAAAGACUGGCUGAGAAUAUCCAUGAACUUUGGUCAAUGGACAAGAUAGGACUGGGCUGGGCCUACGGAUCUGUGAGAGAUGAGGCUAAGCGUUUGGACCCCGGCCUGGUCGAGUUCCAAAAGCUUCCUGAGAAGGAGAAGAACCAGAAUCUCCAGAUGGCUCAGAUAACAAUCAAGACGCUCCUCGCUCUUGGAUUCCACAUUGGGCUGGCAGACGACCGCGCUGAGAAACACCUUCAGUACAUACGGCUUUCAACAAAGUAUGAGCAGCCCAGCGGCUACCGGCCCGCCCCGCUCGACCUGAGCCAGAUGGUGCUGGGCGUGGCCCUGGGGACGGCCGUGGACGCCCUGGCCCAGAACGAGCACAACGCCUGGGCCGAGCAGCUCAUCGCACAGGGCUGGACCUAUGGAGCUCAGCGGGAGGGGAAGGCCAAGAGGAGCCCCCAGCUGGUGCCGUACGGCCUGCUAGAGGAGCAGAGCAGGGAGGCGGGCAGAGACAGUGCCCGGGAGGCGGUCUGCACCCUGCUGGCCUACGGAUACAGCCUGGAGCCCCUCGCCCUGGAGCCCGCUGCUCUGAGCGACCCGUGCAGUCUGCCCUCCGCCGAGGGGGGCCGGAUGUUUCGUGCCGACCAGCGCUACGCGGUGACCCAGGGCCGCUGGUACUUUGAGUUUGAGGUGCUGACGGCGGGGGCCAUGAGGGUGGGCUGGGCUCGACCGCAAUGCUCCCCGGACCGAGAGCUGGGCUCUGACGACAUGGCCUAUGUCUUUGACGGCUCCACGGCCCAGUGGUACCACCAGGGGGGCGAGCCUCUGGGCUGUCCCUGGAAGAGGGGUGACGUGGUGGGCUGCCUGCUGGACACGGCCCAGCGCACCAUGGUGGUCAGCCUCAACGGGGAGGCACUGCUCAACCACCUGGGCUCGGAGCUGGCCGCCAAAGACUUUGACAUCGGAGACGGCCUGCUGCCUGCGGUGAGCCUUGGGCUGAACCAGGCGGGGAGGCUGAACCUGGGCAGGCAGGGGGCCACGCUUCAGUGCUUUGCCCGCUGUGGCCUCAAGGAGGGCUACCAGCCCUUCGCCGACAACAUGGCCAGAGAACCCCCCCUCUGGAUGAGCUGGAGGCAGCCUCAGUUCAUCUCCGUCCUGCCCCACCACCGAGACCUGAUGGUCACCAGAGACAGUGGGAAGGCCGAUGCUUCCCCAAGCCUUAAGGUGUCUCAGCGAACGAUGGCGUUGUCUAACCUCGGAGGCAGUGAGACGGGCUUCUACCGACUCAGCAUGUCUAUCCAGACGGCUGCAGUACUCGCCAGUCCUGCAGGGGGUGCUCUCCCGGGGACCACCAGCCCGGUGUCUCCAAGCAGGAAGGAAAUGGAGGAGUUUGAGGUGGACUCAGACUUUGAGGUGCUAAUGAAGUCUGCCCAUGGGUUCUCUGGAUCGAGGGACGAGCUGAAUCAAAAGGACCAGAGCCACGACAAAACAUCCAGGCUCAAGCAGCGAAGGUUCAUGCUGAAGAAGAACAAACCGGGCUUGGUCUGCAGCAACUCCUCCGCCCGGCUGCUGGAGGACGUGCUCGUGGAGAAGGAAAACAACGGCUGUCUGGUGCAGAGCUCAAUGUAUUACUACUCAGUACGGGUGCUUCCUGGCCAGGACCCCUUCAAUGUGUGGGUGGGCUGGGUGACCUCUGACUUCCACCAGCAUGGGCCCACCUUCGACCCUGACAGAACCCGCACCGUGACGGUGACCUUGGGGGACGACAGCGGCAAGGUGCAGGAGAGCGUGAAGCGAAGUAGCUGCUACAUGGUGUGUGCGGGAGAAGCCACCGGUCUGUCCCAGAGCCGGAGGAGCGCGGGCCUUGAGAUCGGCUGUCUGGUCAACAGUGCCAGCGGGCUGCUCACCUUCACGUCCAGCGGAGUGGACAUGGCCACUUUCUACCAGGUGGAGGGAAGCACAAGGCUGUUCCCUGCCGUCUUCGUCAAGCCCACUGCCUCCCAAAUGUUUCAGUUCAAUCUGGGUUGUGUCAAGAACGUGAUGCCGUUGUCAGCGGGUCUCUUCCGCAGCCAGAGGACCAACACGGCUCCUCAGUGCCCUCCCAGGCUGCACGUCCAGCAGCUCUGCCCCGUCUCCUGGACCCGGGUGCCCCAGCAGACGCUGAGGGUGGAGGCGACGCGGCUGGACGCCCGCCACGGCUGGCAGGUGCAGUGCUCCGAGCCGCUGCAGGUCAUGAACCUCCACAUCCCGGAUGAGAACAGGUGCGUGGACAUCUUGGAACUGUCGGAACGUCAUGACCUCCUGACCUUUCAUCACCACACCCUCCUCCUCUACUGCUCCCUCUGUGCCCUUGGCAACGCCAGGGUGAGCCACGCCCUCUGCAGUUACCUGGACCAAUCCCAGCUCCUCUAUGCCAUUCAGAAUCCCUAUCUCCCUGGGCCACUGCGAACAGCCUUAUAUAAACUCCUCAUUCAGGUUUACCUCAGCUCCAGCGCCACCGCGUGCCUCAUGACCAACCAGGAGUACGUCAUCCCCCUGACGGAGCAGGCCAGCUCCCUCACCCUUCAACCAGGCUCUGGUACCACGGGUGCGGGCUCUUCCGGUCCACCUAGUCCCAUUCCGAGCAUGGCCCUCAGCACCUCCCUCAAGCCCAAGAUGCUCCUCUCCUUGACCUGCUUUGUGCGUGCGAGCAACGGGAUCGCGGACGCUAGCGGAGAAGGUAGCGGCGGCGGCCCCGAGCCCUCGGUCUUCACGGGCAGCCCCCGCAUCCCCCUGGAGCAGCUGAAGAGCCUCACCGUGGAGCUGCUCAGCGCGGCAGUGGGGGCGGCGGGGCAGGGCGUCCGCGACCCAGAAGGGGGCAGUGUUGAGCUGCUGCUGGUGCCGCCACUCCGGCUGUUCUACAGCCUGCUGGUCAUGGGGGUGUUUGGGGACGAGGAUCUGGGUAAGGUGCUGGAGCUGAUCGAGCCCGGGGUCUUCCGCAGGGUUCCCCGUCGAGAGGAAAAGGGGACGCUUGAUGACCAGGGGGGCCGUGGUGGUGGUGAUGAUGAUGAUGAGGAUGAUGAUGAUGAUGAUAAUGAUGGAUUUAGGAAGGAACAGAUGGGCUGCAAAGGCGGGAAGGAAAACAUUCCCAAACAAGGGCUACUCAAGAUGAAGCUGCCCGAAGCUGUCAAACUGGAGCUGUGCCAGCUCCUGUCCUACCUGUGUGACUGCCAGGUGCGCCACAGGGUGGAGGCGGCGGCGGCCUUCUCGGAGAGCUUCGUGGGCCGGCUGCAGGAGAACCAGCGCCUGCGCUAUAACCAGGUGAUGGAGGCGUUUAACAUGUCCGCCGCCCUCACCGCCCGCAAGACCAAGGAGUUCCGCUCCCCUCCGCUGGAGCAGAUGAACAUGCUGCUGAGCUUCAGAUCGGAUCAGGACCACGACGACUGUCCCUGUCCAGAGGAAAUCCAGGACCUGCUACACGACUUCCACCACCGCCUCACCGCACACUGUGGAAUUGACACAGAUGGUGAUCAGGAGAGCGAUGAGGGAACAGAGAGCAACAUUAAAGACCGACUCUUCAGCCUGAUAAGGAGGGUCAUCGGCAGAAAGGAGAAUUGCACAGACAGCGAGAUUGAACGCAGAUCAAAGUCUCCCAUGUCCCUCAAGGAGCUCAUCUCGGCGACGGUGGUCCUCUGGGCCCAGGAGAGCGAGGUGGGCGACCCGGCUCUGGUGAGGGCCAUGUUCUCCCUGCUGCACCGCCAGUACCAGGGCCUGGCGGGCCAGAUGGGAGCGCCGCUCCGCAGGGCCUACACCAUCAGCCGGGCCUCGGUGGAGGAUGCCGUGGGCCUGCUGGCCUCGCUGGGGCAGAUCCGAUCGUUGCUCAGCGUCCGCAUGGGGGGCGAGGAGGAGCGGCUGAUGAUCCGAGGGCUCGGGGAUAUCAUGAACAACAAGGUGUUCUACCAGCACCCAGACCUGAUGAGGGCGCUGGGGAUGCACGAGACUGUGAUGGAGGUGAUGGUCAACGUGCUGGGGGAGGGAGAGUCCAAGGAGAUCAGCUUCCCCAAGAUGGUGGCCCACUGUUGCCGGUUCCUGUGCUACUUCUGCCGCAUCAGCCGCCGCAACCAGGGUGCUCUGUUCGACCGCCUCAGCUACCUUCUGGAGAACAGCAGCGUGGGACUAGCCUCUCCAUCCAUGCGUGGAGCCACACCCCUGGACGUGGCUGCAGCCUCAGUCAUGGAUAACAACGAGCUGGCCCUGGCGCUACGGGAGCCCGACCUAGAGAAGGUGGUCCAGUACCUGGCCGGCUGCGGGCUCCAGAGCUGUGCCAUGCUCGUGUCCAAGGGCUACCCGGACCUGGGCUGGAACCCCGUGGAGGGAGAGCGCUACCUGAACUUCCUGCGCUUUGCCGUCUUCUGCAAUGGGGAGAGCGUGGAGGAGAAUGCCUAUGUUGUGGUGAAGCUGCUGAUUCGCCGGCCCGAAUGCUUUGGCCCCGCCCUGCAGGGCGAGGGGGGGGACGGCCUGCUGGUUGCUAUGGAGGAAGCCAUCAGGAUCUCUGAGGAUAUCUCUAUGGACGGACCCUCAACCGCCUACAGGUCCAGCACAACACUGGACGCCGCGGAGGACGACGGGGGAGACGAUGACCUCAUCCACAUGGGGCACGCCAUCAUGACCUUCUACGCGGCACUCAUUGAUCUGCUGGGCCGCUGUGCGCCGGAGAUGCACCUGAUCCAUGCUGGGAAGGGGGAGGCCGUCCGAGUGAGGUCCAUCCUGCGGUCCCUGGUCCCCCUCUCUGACCUGCAGGGGGUGAUCAGUAUUCCCUUCCAGAUCCCCUCUAUGGAUUCCAAUGGCACACUGGUGGAGCCCGAUCCAACUACAGUGUUCUGCCCAGACCACAAGGCUGCUAUGGUCCUGUUCCUGGACCGGGUCUAUGGCAUCCCGGACCAGCGGCUCCUCUUCCACCUGCUCCAAGUGGGCUUCCUGCCCGACCUGCAGGCUGCUGCCUCGCUGGACACUGCUGACCUUGGCUCCGUCGACAUGGCCCUGGCUCUCAACCGCUACCUGUGCACGGCCGUGCUCCCCCUGCUCACAAAGCACUCCGGCCUCUUCCACGCCUCCGACGUCACCCCCCCCGCCCCGGCCGCCCUGGUCCAGGCCCUCACCCAGGCCGUGUACCGCCUCUCCGCCUCGCCCAACCUCACCAAGGCUCAGAGGGAUUCCAUCGAGCAGUGCAUGCUCGCUAUCUGCGGUGAACUUCAGCCAUCAAUGAUCCAGCCUCUACUGCGGCGCCUCGUCUUUGACAUUCCCCAACUCGCGGGCCACACCAAGAUGCCACUAAAGUUGCUGACCAAUCACUAUGAACAGAACUGGAAGUACUACUGUCUGGUUGGCGAGUCUGGAAACCUAGGCUCCGCCUCGGAGGAGGAGCUUCAUAUGUCCAGGAAGUUGUUUUGGGGCCUGUUCAAUGCUCUGGCUCAAAAGCCCUACGAGGCCGAGCUGUUCAGACUGGGGCUCCAGAGCCUGGCUGCCCUGGCCGGGGCCCUGCCCCCCUGCCACACCCACCCCUGCUGCCUGAGCCAGACGGAGGGGAAGGGCUCCUGGGACAAAGAGGGCCAGUUCAACCCCCAGCCGGUGGACACCUCCAGUGUGUCGCUGCCGGAGAGACUGGAGUUUGUUGUGAACAAGUACGCGGAGCAUACCCAUGAGAAAUGGUCGCUGGACAAGUUUGCUAACGGCUGGGUGCACGGGGAGCAGCUGUGUGAGCAGGCCAAGGUUCACCCCCUGCUGAAGCCGUACCGGGCUCUGGCGGAGAAGGACAAAGAGGCGUACCGCUGGGCUAUCAAGGAGACGUUAAAGACAAUGCUGUCCAUCGGAUGGACGGUGGAGAGGAGUACAGAGGGCGACUCCUUUGGUCUCCCCACCACCUGCACACGCAGGCCCCCGCAGGCAGGACCGUUGUCUUUUGAGGGAGCCUCCACCUUCACUCCCAAACCCUUGGACAUGAGUAGUGUGACCUUGUCAUGGAACCAGUGUUCUAUGGCCGAACAGUUGGCGGAGAACUACCAUAACUCUUGGGCCAAGAGCAAGAAGCUGGAGCUGGAGGCCAAAGGUGGAGCGAGUCAUUCCCUGCUGGUGCCCUACGACGCCCUGAGCGCCAAGGAGAGGAGCAAGCUGCGGGACAGAGCCCAGGACGUCCUGAAGUUCCUCCAGCUCAACGGCUACACAGUGUGGAGGGACCGGAAGUCGGUGGAGACGGACUGCCCGGCCAUAGCCACGCGCUACGGCUACACCCUCCUACAGAGGCUGCUGUCCUACACAGAGGAGGCCCAGGAGGACAUCCUGGAGCUGGAGGUGAUGCAGGCCAGAGGGCAGACGACCAAGGGCGAGAAGCCUCAGCACCAGCAGAGGAUGCACUUUCUAACCAAGGUGGUGCUUCCUCUGCUGGAACAAUACCUCAAGAGCCACCAGGCCUACUACCUUUCCAACUCCACCACGUACCGAGGCACCAGGGGCCACGCUUCUAACAAGGAGAAAGAGAUGGUCGUCAGUUUGUUCUGUAAACUGGCGGGUCUAGUGAGACGUCGAACAUCUCUCUUUGGUGGUAAAGACGCAUCCAUCAACAGCUGCCUCCAUGUCUUGGCUCAGGCUCUGGAUGCCAGGACCCUGAUGCAGGGCUCCUCAGAGGUCAUCCGGGCCUCCCUGCGCUCCUUCUUCGAUGCGGCAGCCAUCGACCUGGAGACGACGGUGGAGCACCUCUCCGUGACCCUGGCGGCCGUCCCCCAUGGCAGGGGUCCGGGUCCGCAGCAUCACCGGGGCCUGGCCAGCGUGUGCGGCUACACGGCCUCCACCCUGCUGCCCCUCCUCACCGCCCUGUCCCAGCACCUCAGGAGCCAGGGCUCUGGAGAUGACCUAUUAGUGGGGAGCGUCCAGGUGUACUGUUACCGGAUCCUCAACUGCCUGUACAGCCUGGGCACCAGCUGCAAAGUGUAUGUGGAGGGACAGAGGUCAGCCGCAGGCGCCUGUCUGGCCGCCCUGAUCGGGGUGAUCCCAGUCAGCGUCCUGGAGCCGGCCCUCGCCCAGGACCAGCCCAGCUCCAUCUUCCACACGCUGAGCGACACCGAGAGACAAGACCUGGGGGUGCCCGGCAGCGCGGAGGAGCUGUGUCCCCUGCUGCCCUCCCUGGAGCAGGCCCUGGGGGAGGUGGAGACCUUGGCAGCUGCCGGCGCCGGGGCUCGCCAGGCCCACUACGGCCACGUCACCGAGGUCACCCUGCCCCUGGUGUGCAGCUACAUGGCCCGCCGGUGGCAGCCGGUGGGACAGCUGGUUCACCUCGACACCGCUCUACUGGGCCACAUCCUCCGUAUCCUCCACAACCACCUGGGGAAGUGCCAGGGGGACUGGAUUCAGCAGCUCGCAGUCUUCGCCCAGCCAAUCAUCUGCGAGGCCUGCCCCGCCCUCCUGAAGAGCCACUUCCUGCCGCUGAUGGAGAAGCUGAGGAAACGGGCGGAGGGCAUCCUGCAGGAGGAGGAGCGCAUGAAGAUGGACGCGGCGGCCCUCAGCGACCGCUCCGAGGCCGAGCUGCGCAUCCAGGAGAAGUUCAUGGUGCUGGUGCGGGACCUGUACGCCUUCUACCUGCUGCUGAUCCCCUUCGUGGACGCCAAGCGAGCCAGCUGGUUAAAGGAGUGCGACCCAGAGGCCCAGCAGUUGUUUGGCAUGGUGGCCGACAUCUUUACCUUUUGGGCCAAGUCUCAUAAUUUCAAGUGGGAGGAACAGAACUACGUGGUCCAGAAUGAAAUCAACAACUCAGCCUUCCUGGUCAACAGCAAUGACAAGAUGUCCAAGCCCAUGGACCAUGAGAACAGGAAGUCAAAAAGGAAGGGGGAUCGCUAUUCCCCACACACCUCUCUCAUUGUUGCUGCCGUGAAAAGGCUGCUCCCUGUAGGCCUGCGUUUCUGCUCUCCAGACGACCAGAGCCUUAUCACACUGGCCAAGAGCCACCUCCAUCAGAGGGAUGCAGACGUUGAGAUUCAAGAGCAUAUCUGUAAUAGUCUAUUACAGCUUCAGAGCCGGCAGGACUCAACAGUGAGCCAGUGGCAGAAGGACCUCUACAGCGAGCCCAUUGGGCCGCAUAAGGACAGCACAGACAUCCAGAGCAAUGCAACGAGGAUCCUGCACAUCGCCCGCGUACUCUAUUACCUGGAUCAGGUGGCACACCCGCAGAGCGGCAAAAGAGCCGCCUGGCACACGGUUCUAUCCAAGCAGAGGAAGAGAGCGGUGGUGGCCUGCCUCAGGAUGGCCCCCCUGUACAACCUGCCCAGGCACAGAGCCGUCAACCUCUUCCUCCAGGGUUACCACAAGUCCUGGAUAUCAGCUGAGGAUCACAGCUUUGAGGAAAACCUUGUGGAGGGUUUAGCAAGGAGGGGAGUGAUGAAGCACUGCGGAGCCAGCAGUGAGGAGGAGGAGGAGGAGGAGGCGGAGGAGGAGGAGGAGGAGAAGAGGAAGCAGAAGGGGGUGGAGGAAUGUGCCCAGCCAAUCGAUCCCCUCCGACAACUCAUUACGCUCUUCAGCCAGAGCGCCCUGACAGAAGGAAGUAAACCUGGGAACGACACGCUGUAUAUGUCCUAUGCCACAAUUAUGGCUAAGAGUUGUCAAAGAAAGGAGGAAGAGGAUGAAAACGAGGAGAUGAAAACCUUUGAAGAGAAGGAGAUGGAGAAGCAGAAGCUGUUGUAUCAACAGGCCCGGCUCCACGACCGCGGCGCUGCAGAGAUGGUGCUGCAGACCAUCAGUGCCAGUAAAGGAGAGAUGGACUCCAUGGUUUCAUCCACUUUAAAGCUGGGUAUUUCCAUACUGAAUGGAGGAAAUACGACUGUGCAGCAAAAAAUGCUGGAGUAUCUUCGAGAAAGGCGAGACGUGGGCUUCUUCAAGAGCAUGGCGGGCCUCAUGCAAUCCUGCAGUGUGCUGGACCUGAAUGCAUUCGAGAGGCAGAACAAAGCGGAAGGAUUAGGGAUGACUGUGGACGAUAGCUCAGGGGAGAAGGUGAUGCCAGACGAAGAAUUGACCUGUGAUCUGUUUCGUUUCCUGCAGCUGCUUUGUGAAGGACACAACUCAGAAUUCCAGAAUUACCUGAGAACACAAACCGGGAACAACACCACAGUUAACAUCAUCAUAUCCACUGUUGACUACCUGCUGAGGCUACAGGAGUCAAUCAGUGAUUUCUACUGGUUUUACUCGGGGAAGGCAGUGAUUGAUAACCACGGGCGGCAGAGUUUCUCUAAGGCCAUCAGUGCGGCCAAGCAAGUCUUCAAUACUCUCACCGAGUACAUACAGGGUCCGUGCACGGGGAACCAGCAGAGUCUGGCCCACAGCCGCCUCUGGGACGCCGUGGUGGGAUUCCUCCACGUCUUCGCUCACAUGCAGAUGAAGCUCUCGCAGGAUUCCAGGCAAAUAAAUCUGCUGAAGGAGUUGAUGGAUCUGCAGAAGGACAUGGUUGUAAUGCUGCUGUCGCUGUUAGAGGGUAACGUGGUGAACGGCACCAUCGGGAAGCAGAUGGUGGACAUGCUGGUGGAGUCCUCCAGCAACGUGGAGAUGAUCCUCAAGUUCUUCGACAUGUUCCUCAAGCUAAAAGACCUGACGUCGUCCGAAGCCUUCCGGGAGUACGACCCCGAGGCCCAGGGCUGCGUGUCCAGGAAGGACUUCCAGAAGGCCAUGGAGAGGUGCAAGCGCUUCUCCCCGCCCGAGGCCCACUUCCUGCUGUCCUGCACCGACGCAGACAGCCCCCUGCUGGACUACGAGGGCUUUGUGGACCGCUUCCACGAGCCAGCCACAGACAUCGGCUUCAGCCUGGCCGUGCUGCUCACCAACCUGUCGGAGCACAUGCCCAACGACUCCCGGCUCGGCACGUUCCUGGAGCUGGCCAAGUGCAUCCUGACCUACUUCCGGCCAUACCUGGGGCGCAUCGAGAUCCUGGGCAGCGGGAAGCGCAUAGAGCGGGUCUACUUUGAGAUCAGCGGGUCGAGCCGCACGCAGUGGGACAAGCCCCAGGUGAAGGAGUCCAAAAGGCAGUUCAUCUUCGACGUGGUGAACGAGGGAGGGGAGAAGGAGAAGAUGGAGAUGUUUGUCAAUUUCUGCGAGGACACCAUCUUCGAGAUGCAGCUGGCGUCUCAGAUAUCCGACUCCGGCGGCGGGCAGAAAAGUUCUGGCAGCGAUUUAGAGGAUGAGGAGGAAAAUGUUAAUAGCAACAACGGGAAAGAGCCGGGCGCAAAGCCUGGCUCGACACAUGAAAACGCGUCUGGUGCGCUGUUGCCUUCACUCUCUCGCCGCAACGCGAGGAAGUACUUCAAGCGGAUGACGGCGAGGGACCUCCUGGUGGCGCCCGUGUGGCUGGUCAGAUGGGUCCUCCUGGGCACGGCGGCGCUGGGCUGGGCCGCGGUGCGCACCGUCCUCUACGCGCUGUACGUGGCCUUCAUCAACGGGGGCGUCGUCGAGGCCUUCCAGAGGACUGGGGUGCUGGACGCGCUGGGCAGCAUCCCGGAGCCCACGCUGGACCGGGUCGCGGAGGCGUCGGCCCCCCUCCGGGAUCGGCGGCCCGUCUCCUUCCAGAGGGAAGGGUGGGAGCUGGGGGAAGGGGCUGGGGCGGCGGGGGGGGCAAAGCCCCCGGCGGCGUCCCCUCGAGAGGUGGACCGCCUCUCAGCCAUAUUUGGUAUGCGCCUGACGAAGGAGGACGGGCAGUAUCGAUUCCACACGGACGACCCUACAGCGAGUCUGACCGACCUGUACCGCGCGCCCGCCGCUGGACAGAGCGCCCCAGGUCACUUUGUCCCCGGGGAGCAUCAGGUGAAGGUCCUGCAGGCUCCGGCGGGUAUCGGGAGGGGGGAAGAUGAGAAAGUGUCUGAGUCACAGAAGAAAAUAGGAGACGUGACUGAGAAGACGGAGGUCAAGGAGGAGACCAGGGGGAAGUGGAAAACCAAGCGGUGCUCCAGCCAGUGUGAGGAACCAGACGCCCAGCAGUCUGCCCUGUGGGGGUUGAUGGGCAGCUAUCAGAUGAAGCUGCUGAAUUGCUUUGCGAGGAAUUUCUACAACAUGAGAUUGCUGUCUCUCUUCGUGGCAUUCGCUAUCAACUUCAUCCUCCUCUUCUACAAGGUGUCUCCCUUCACCGCGGAGGAGGACCAGAGCAGCGCUACGUCGGCCUCGUCCCAGCCCGAGGGGGCUCGGGACCCCGCCGAGGGGGGAGGUGGCGGCGACGGGGGCUUCUUCGUCCUGGAGGAGAGUAGCGGCUACAUGAAGCCCUCGCUGCGCCUCCUGGCCGUGACGCACACCCUCUUCUCCUUCUGUUGCAUCAUCGGCUACUACUGCCUCAAGGUGCCACUGGUGAUCUUUAAGCGGGAGAAGGAAAUCGCUCGGCGGCUGGAGUUUGACGGCGUGUACGUGACCGACCAGCCCCCGGACGACGACAUCAAAGGCCAGUGGGACCGAAUGGCCAUCAACACACGGUCGUUUCCCAACAAUUACUGGGAUAAAUUUGUCAAGAGGAAGGUGAUGGAUAAGUACGGGGAGCUGUACGGCAGCGAGCGGAUCGGUGAGCUGCUGGGUUUGGACCGCGCCGCGCUGGACUUCAGCUCCCAGAGUGCGGAGGCCAGGAGACCCAGGAGGGACACGGCCUGGAGCUCUCUAUGCUACGCCGUUGACCUCAAGUACCAGGUCUGGAAACUGGGGGUGGUGUUCACUGAUAACUCUUUCCUAUACCUCACCUGGUACAUGGUCAUGUCAGCCCUGGGCCACUACAACAACUUCUUCUUCGCCGUUCACCUCCUGGACAUCGCCAUGGGCUUCAAGACCCUGCGCACCAUCCUGUCCUCGGUCACGCACAACGGGAAGCAGCUGGCCCUGACGGUGGGCCUGCUGGCGGUGGUGGUGUAUCUCUACACCGUGGUCGCCUUCAACUUCUUCCGCAAGUUCUACAACAAGGGCGAGGACGGCGGCACCCGGGACAUGAAGUGCAACGACAUGCUCACCUGCUACAUGUUCCACAUGUACGUGGGGGUCCGUGCCGGGGGGGGCAUCGGCGACGAGAUCGACGACCCGGCCGGCGACGAGUUUGAGAUGGAGCGCGUAGUCUUCGACAUCACCUUCUUCUUCUUCGUCAUCGUCAUCCUCUUGGCCAUCAUCCAGGGUUUGAUCAUCGAUGCCUUUGGGGAGCUGCGCGACCAGCAGGAGCAAGUGAAAGAGGAUAUGGAGACCAAAUGUUUUAUUUGUGGAAUAGGAAAUGAAUACUUUGAUACGGUCCCUCAUGGCUUUGAAACACACACACUACAGGAGCACAACCUGGCCAACUAUCUAUUUUUUAUGAUGUAUCUCAUUAACAAAGACGAAACCGAACACACUGGACAGGAAUCUUACGUGUGGAAGAUGUACCAGGAACGCUGCUGGGAAUUCUUCCCUGUGGGCGACUGUUUCCGGAAGCAAUACGAGGAUCAGCUGGGAUGAGAAGCAGAGAGAUCCCACCCACCACCUACCUCCCCCCAUGACAAUGUCAUCACAUCUGACCUUGGUGGGCUACAUAAAGCACCCUCACCACUGAAUCGGCUCCUGAGGAAUAUACAUCUAUCAUGUUUUACAUGUUGCCUUCGUAUGAUAAUUGUUUUUGAAAAGAUUGCAGUACUUUAUACCAGUUAUUCUUAAGCAAUAAAAUACGUUUCAAUUUGAAA
This is a messenger RNA of Gadus macrocephalus (Pacific cod), 14757 nucleotides long. RefSeq names its product ryanodine receptor 2-like. Gene Ontology annotation, cellular component: Z disc; sarcoplasmic reticulum membrane; smooth endoplasmic reticulum. Gene Ontology annotation, molecular function: calcium ion binding; ryanodine-sensitive calcium-release channel activity; protein binding. Gene Ontology annotation, biological process: intracellular calcium ion homeostasis; calcium ion transmembrane transport. NCBI's taxonomy places the organism in Eukaryota, Metazoa, Chordata, Actinopteri, Gadiformes, Gadidae. The transcript has 97 exons. Bases 284 to 14536 code for a protein of 4750 amino acids. The record is from RefSeq and is a predicted model, not a curated record.